UGAGAAGGAUAAACCACGGGCAUCAUGAAGCGUCUGGGUCACUUUGCCGCUUGGUUCCUCUGCCUUCUAGAGGUCCUGCACACACCAGCUCUCGCGCUUCAAGUCCUUCAGCCUAGACGAAUCCUGGCAGACAGCCACAAUGUCACUCUCGAGUGUGCGUACGAUACCACUGGAGAUGGACCUUUUGAGCAGUUUGGCAUCAUCAUUUAUAAAGGAGAACCCACGAAUGACACUGAGGUCUGUGCUAUGUUCUUCAAUAACAGUGCCAAUCAUUUCAAGACGGCAACUGCUCCAAACUGUCAGGCACAAAUCCAGAACGGCAGUGUCUCAGUAACGCUCAGUGGGCUGAACACAUCCCACAGUGACUUGUACAUUUGCCACAUGGCGAAAAUACAUCCGCCUCCCUACAUCGAGGGCAAAGGAGAUGGGACUUGUAUUUUCAUCGCUCCAGAGAUGCCUGAGGCAAAGCCAUGUCCAGAAUUCACUCAGUCCUUUAUGAUUGUAUUGGUCAUCGCUGCACUCUUCAUGUUCUCCAGUAUCUUCAUUUCCUGCAUACACUGGCCUCUUGGUACCACCGCUUGUAUUCUCAGGAUGAAGGAGGCAGUUGACAUGAAAUGUGAACUGAUUCACAAUUAUGACGAGCCUGCUACUGCUACAUGGACUGGCCAGCGCUGGGAGACAGGCCCAAGGCAAGAAGUUGCUAAAGAACCGAGAAGAACAGAACAAUGAAUACGUCAACAUGGAACCUCCUGAACACAGCUCUGGAAGAAGACGAGGGAACCACAUGGGCUACCGCAUGUAACACAAUGUCAUGUAUCAAACUCACCGAGCGGUGCAACUGAGGCCUCUCCUGGAGAGAUCUGGGCAAAUCCUGGAAGAUUCCUGAAGGAGCUUCACCCUCUUCAUCUUUUCCACGUCCCUCAAUGAGCUGGCGUAAAUGCCACUGACUUGGGUGUUAUUUGAAUUCUCUCCAAUGUUUGUCGAAGGCAGCAGGCUUGUGCAGUUCAGAAACACAGGCACUGCAAGCUAAUAUUUAACCUCUGUCACACACAGGAAAUUGGAGCUGGGCCAAUCCUCCCAGAGGCCCAGGCUUCAUUGCAGUUGAGUCAAGCCCUUCCACAUCCAACAAUACUCCACAUUAUAUUCCCUUCAUUGAAAAAUUUCAAAAAUAACAUGGGAGUGGGAACCCAGUCAAGUAAGGCUGACUUGCCCAAUUUCAUUAACAUGUUUCUUAAUGUUCCUUUCUUAAUCCCCCUUCCCCAUAACCCCUGGCUACCUUCCCAAUUACACCAUAUGCGACUCCAAGGGUUGAGAACAUCCCUUGAUAUCCACUCCCUCAUUUCCUUUCUCCCUCUUUGUCUCUCUUUCUCUGACUACACACUCUUUUUCCAACCCUCUCUCUACCUCCUCCUCACUUUCUUCCCUUCCCUUUCUUUUCCUUCAGUCCCUUUCAUUUUUGUCCCUCAGUCUCCUGAUUGGGAGGCCACGCAGUGACAGAACAGACAGAUACAGUCAGACAUUGUGAGACAUAGUCAUCAACAUGAGAAGACACAUUCAGCACCAGAAUGAAGUUUACUUGAGUUGGUAUUCAAGCAAUAUUAAUGUAGCUGAUCAUACCAUUGCUAUCAAUAUUUGUGUCUUUGUAUAUUGUGUCGUUUUGUGUGUCUGUGUCCUCAUAUGUAACUGCAAUUGUGCUAUGUCCGUGUGUGUGUGUGUGUGUCUAUCUCUGUGUAUGUGUUUCUCUCUUUCUCUCUCUAUGUUCACUUUCUCAGUUCCUUUUUCCUGUGAACUCACAGGAAUGUCAACGCAAGUGUUAUAUGGAUGUGCCUUCGUGUUCACCUGUAAAAAGCCUUAUCAGUCCCAAAACUAUUUCAAGAUUCCUUCUAAAUUGUAAAAAGUGUAAAAGUUAUCAUCAUCCUAUGAGACAGGAACGAUGAAGUAGUAUUUUAAUAUGCUUAUGUAAACAAUCUACUAUUUAUGUCAGGUUAUUACUGGGUUUGUAUCAGCAUUUCCACUAUCUCAAAUUUUGUGUUACCCAAAUAUUGCUGUACAAAGUGGUACACCAACCAGGUCCUGGCUCUUUAAUAUGUCACAUAUGAGCAUACAGACCAGCUGAUCCACCAGCCUCCUCAUACUAACAGGCUGUACAGAGGGAAGGUGCUCACACAGAGGUGGUCCUUGAUAGGAGGUUCUGAAAGGCCACGUCAGCACAGCCUCACACUGGACACAGACUGGAGCAGAGCAGGUACAGAACCAAGCACCAGCUCCAAUGAUACCUGGAUCUUGAAUGAUUGUUCAGAGACACACGAACUCAAGCUCACAAGAUUGUUGCCAGCCGAUACUACAGAUUGCUUGCUCUUUUCUUCAGUAGGUGGACUUAGUAUGAUGUCAACAAUGAACAUGCUUGUGUGAUAAUUGCUACUUGUAGACAUCUGUUCCUCAAUAAAUUGUCACAUUGAACUCA
Messenger RNA from Hemiscyllium ocellatum (epaulette shark), 2464 nucleotides. RefSeq names its product cytotoxic T-lymphocyte protein 4-like. Gene Ontology annotation, biological process: regulation of T cell proliferation; T cell receptor signaling pathway. The record is from RefSeq and is a predicted model, not a curated record. Gene Ontology annotation, cellular component: external side of plasma membrane. The coding region runs from base 25 to 729 and encodes 234 amino acids. The transcript is spliced from 5 exons. Lineage: Eukaryota; Metazoa; Chordata; Chondrichthyes; Orectolobiformes; Hemiscylliidae.